AUGCCGGUUCGUGCUCGCACCGCGACGGACUACGCCAGUACCCGCGCUCUGCGCAAGGCUCUGACAUCCGUGGAAGAAGAACCCAAUAAGAUGGAUGAAUCGACAAUGUCGCAGAGUCAUCGUCGCCGCCCGGGCGAUACCAGCCUGGACGAGAGUUGGGAUUGGGUCUUGACCAACUACGAUGUGGGCACCACUCAUCCGCAAUCGAUCCGUCAAGAACUGCAGCGACUGCAAGUGUUGAAAUCCUACAUGAUUUUGGACGAGGACCGUGAAGAAGCAUUUGAUCGAUUGACCAACAUGGCUGCCCGGAUUUUUAAUGUCCCCAUUGCCCUGGUCAGUCUGGUCGACCUGGGACGACAAUGGUUCAUGAGUAACCAUGGUCUGGGAGAUGUUCGAGAAACACCUCGCAAUCUGGCAUUUUGUGCCCAUGCCGUUCAAGGGCGCAACGACCUUUUUAUCGUACGAGACGCGCUCGAAGAUUUACGCUUUUGCGAUUCCCCUUUGGUGCAAGGAGCGCCCUUUAUUAGAUUCUACGCAGGAGCUCCACUUUUAUCGCCGGAAGGAUACAAGCUAGGGACCUUCUGUAUCAUUGACAGCAAGCCACGCCCGGAUGGCCUCAGUCCGGCCGAUCAAGCCAAUUUGACCGAUUUUGCCGCCAUGGCCAUGAAAGCCAUGGUCGAUCGACGACAAAUUACCUCACAGCAAGACACCUCACAUUUGGUCGCUUGUACGGCACACGAAUUGUUGACGCCGCUCAUGGGAGUGCAAUUGAACCUGUCCUUACUGGAAGAAGAAGCGGCCCACGGUUUGGCCACGGCCCACAAGGAAUGCCUCUCCAACGCUAUUCGAAGCAGUGAUUGGUUACAUCGAAUUUGUCAAACCACCAUUGAGGCAUUGCGCCAAGACGAAGCCAAUAGGAAUGAAAAGGACAAGAAGAACAAAUUUGAACCUUCCAGCACAAGGAGAACAACCAAUGCCAGUAGUACUGCCGAAAGCCCCUUUAUUGACAUGCAGGACUUUGUCGCCAGUCUAAACCUGACCAUGGAAUCCAUCCCCAAACGGGUGCCCUUGAUUCUCACUGUUGAUGAUUCCGUGCCAGCUCGCAUUGUCAGUGACGAUCUCAAGUUAUUCCGGUCCUCCUUGAAUUUGCUGUCAAACGCAUUUGCCAAUACCAGCAAGGGAUCGGUACACUUUCAUAUUCAUGCCAGUGCUGGAAUGCAGCACCAAUUACCAUUGUCGUCACGACGAGGGUCGGUCGAAGUGACCACGUUGCUCAUGCAGCAACCCGAAUUUCUCGUCUUUGAAUGCAUCGACACCGGUCCAGAUUUGCAAGUGGACGACCCCGAUUGCCUCUUCAAACCAUCGGCCAAAACCCUAGGAGUUGUCAAGGAUUUGGGACUCUAUUCCGUAGCCUAUCAAGUGGAAUCGUUGGGAGGAUCGUACGGAUACCAGUCACGUCGAGACACGGAACAAAAACAAGGCAGCGUCUUUUGGUUCCAGGUCCCUAUUGUCUUGCCCGAGGACGUCAACAGCCACAACGGUGGAAGUUUUGCCAGUCUUUCCAUGAUGGAUGUUUCCGAUUCCGGCCACAGUGCUUCGCUGGCGACACUGGAUUCCUCCGUCAUUCAUUUCCCGCCCGUGGUGUCGCCCCCGACAACCACCAAGCCUCGACAUCAUAGUAUCCAACGGCGGCAUCCACAACAACAACCUCAUCUACAGAAUCUCAGUGUCAGUUACCACGGCGGCACCGGCUAUGACGCCCAUCGCCGUCAGUCCAUGUCCAAUCACGAAACCCUUCAACAGCAAAUAGCCGUCAAUCGAUCGGGGAUUAUGGCCGUGGCGGCAGCGUCCAUGCCAAAAUGUGAAGAGGGAACAUCAUCGUGUUGCGAGCUGAGCAAAUUGGCAGAGUUUGGUGGCACGCUGGAGGCUUACAAGGAACAUCAAAUCAAAGAACGAAAUGCUAGAUCCAAAUCUCCUCUUGUGAGUCGACAGGCACGGCUUCGAGCCUUCUUGUCAUGGGACGACGCUACCGCCGUCGCUAGUACCCCGCUACCACAGGAACCUCAAAACAGUGACAGCACCUACAACAAUCGCAGAUUCAAACGGAAUCCAGUGCCCAAGACAGCGCAAGGAUUAUUAUUUCGUCGAACCCAUUCGACCGGGGAUUCUUCUGCUGCUAGAGCGCUCAAGGCUCUCAUGGCAAAGAAAAUGGCCGCAAAAGAGGAAACAUCCACUGCAGAAACAAGUGGAACAGAGUUCUCGGAAAUGCCGGGUCCCUCCGAAACGCCACGCGGAGACGCUCAAGAGCCUGCUUCAGCCACGAAAACGCCGGUACCCAAAACGAUCCAGAUCUCCAACAAAAACGGAACCAAAGAAGGCGAAUCAGCAGCUGGCGAGAGUACAGUUCCUAACGAGCCACCAAAGCCAUUGUUUAGCAUUGCGCCGGUCAAGACGCCGUCACCACUGUUUGAUGUAAAGAGCAACAGACAAGAACCAGCUGCCGACACGCCAAAGCCGCUGUUUGCUAUGGCCACCAAAGGCCAAGAACCAGCAGCAGUCAAGCUGCCGCAGCCCUUGUUUGCCAUAACCAGCACAAACAAAGAAUCAAUCGCAGAAAAGCCAACGCCUUUGUUUGCGUUAGACAGCAACCAACAAACAGUCACCGACAAGCCACAGCCUUUAUUUGCCACGGCCAGCACAAGUCAGGAGUCAGUUGCAGACAAGCCAAAACCUUUGUUUGACACAACCAGCGCAAGCCAAAACACAGAGAGUACCAAACCAAAGCCUUUAUUCGCCACGGCCAGCACAAGCACAGGUCAGGCAACAGUUGCAGAAAAGCCAAAAUCUUUGUUUGCCAUUACCAGCACAAGCCAAAACACAGAGUCCACAAAGCCAAAGCCCCUUUUACCGGUAGCCAGCACAAAUGAACAAACAGGCAUUGAGAGGCCAAAACCCUUGUUUGGCACUGGCAGCACGAGCGAAAGCACAAAGACCAACAAACCCAAGCCCCUCUUUGGCGUUGUUUCUGACAAGAACCCCCCAACAAAGCCCUUAUUUAGCAUAUCCCCCAACAGAGGCACAGAUGAUGAUAAAACAGCAAAGCUUGACAAGGCCACAGAGCCAUCUAACACCAACCUACAAAAUGAGAAAGCACUAUCUGUGACCAGACAGAAGAAAGCUUUGGUGAUUGAGGACACAGUCGUGGUCCGAAAAACACUCACGCGGGCGCUGCAAAAACGUGGUUACGAAGUUUCGCAGGCAAACGAUGGCGUCGAAGGAUUGGCGGCACUGAAAGAGACGGUUUUCGAUAUCACUCUUUGCGAUUUCUUGAUGCCAAAUAUGGACGGACUAGACUGUGUCCAACAGUAUCGUCAGUGGGAGAAAGAGAAUCGAGCCUUUGAACAACACAUUGUUGGAAUUUCAGCCCACGUAUCGCAGAAAGACGUUGAUAAGGGCUUAGAAAUCGGCAUGAACGGUUUUCGACCGAAACCCAUCACCAUGAAAACUCUACAAGAACUGGAUGGAAGCCCUGCAAUGGAGCAGGUGAGGGCAGAUCUUGACAAUAUGCACGCUACGUCUUCUCCUGGAAUGCACAACACAUCGACCUCUAGAGAUGCCGAAAACUUGGAUGGCUCUGCUGCAACCAAUGUGGACAGCGCGGCAAAGACACAAAAGUCUUGUCUAAUGGCUACUGGAAGAUUCGAUGGAGAAACAAGACAAGCAGCUCGCAAGAUGAGCGACGAUGGGUGGGCCGUAACGAUUGUGGAGAACGGCUCCAGUGCCUUGGAGCAGCUGAAAUCUCGCAAUUGGGGUGCCGUGGUUUUGGAUGACCAUCUUCCAGCGCUAUCUGGCAACCAGUGUGUCGAGGAGUUUCGUGCAUGGGAAAGCCAGAAUCGAGUGAACAGACAAGGCAAUCUUUUCAUCGUGUGUACUGAUGUCGUCCUACCUCCCGACACUAAUAUGCUCCCACCGGCUGGCUUUGACGGGGCAAUGGAUAGUCAAGUAUCGUGGGACAGUCUCCAGAACUUGAUCGGUAAACAGACUUCUCGCAGGUCGACGCGUGAAGGCUUGAGCAUCGUUACUAGAUAG
This is a messenger RNA of Seminavis robusta, 4089 nucleotides long. NCBI's taxonomy places the organism in Eukaryota, Bacillariophyta, Bacillariophyceae, Naviculales, Naviculaceae. The record is from the annotation of a GenBank genome assembly.